Molecule: messenger RNA, 1195 nt
Organism: Macroventuria anomochaeta
Lineage: Eukaryota; Fungi; Ascomycota; Dothideomycetes; Pleosporales; Didymellaceae
Exons: 2
Coding region: 1-1032 (343 amino acids)
Source: RefSeq, a predicted model, not a curated record
AUGUCUGCCGGCCCUCCCCUCGGUCAACCUUGGUGCGCAAACGUUGGAAGCAACCCCAACAUCAACCGCGACCCUCCACCUCCGCCCCUCAACGUCGUCCAAGGCAGCGCACCCGCCCCAGCUGCAGCAGGCGGUCAAGUCGUUGUUGAACAUCAGCAGGCACCCAUCUACGGACCUCCAGUACCCAUCGGCAUCGCUCCUCCCGUUGGUAUCGUAUCUCCAUACGGCGCAGGCAUCGGCUUAGGUAUGCUUCCACCCGUGCCUUUUAUGGACCCCUUCAUGUAUGGAGGUGGGGGUCCAUUGGCUCCGAUUCGCUCUGGUAACUUCAUUCCUGGUGCUCACGGCGGAAUAGGUUUCGGUCUUCACGCAGCUGGAGGCAUGCCAUUCCCACCACCUCCUCCCGGAGCUCUCGCAACCGGUGUCGUGCCCGCCUUCGCGCCCGCUGCGCCCCUCUGGUCUGGUAGCGGUGGCCUCGCAUUCGGCAACGUCCCCGCCGUCGUAGGCGGCAUGAUGGGUGGCAUGAUGGGCGGCAUGAUGGGCGGCAUAAUCCCUCCAGUGAUGCCCGGCAUCGGUCUCCCCGGCUAUCGACCCCCGCCUGUAGCCAUCGACGGUAACGGCGGCGCACCUCCACAGCCCGAGCAAGGUGACGUGACCCAAAUUCCCGGCGGCGUGCCUCCCGGCGUGACCCACGUCGAGUCGUCCGAGCACACGCUCUUCAUCCACAUCAAAGGCAAUGUAUGUCCCUGGCUGUCUCCAGGGGCUCAGUUCGUGACUGAGAUGUUCAACAUAUCGAGCUCCACGGGCCUGAAUCGCCUGAUUCAGGUUUGCAACAAUAACGCAAGUGCGGAUGACUGUGAGAACAUGGCGAUCACGGAGUGCAUUGAGUUGGGGAAUGGGAUGUGGGAGAAGGGACAGACGUUUAAGUAUGGUGAUGCUGUGGCGAGGGUACUGACAAUGAAGGAUGCCGGCUGGGACAAUAAGAGGAAUAGGACUGGAGGUCAGAGUCUGCAUAUCUGGCUUCAUAGGAUCUAGCGGUGCAUGUGCUUGUCAGUGCCGAGCACGACUUUUGGUCGGAGGACCUCACAAGAAAGACGGGUUGGCUGUUUUCGUUCAUUGGGCUAAUCGUUGUUGUACAUAGAUCCACACUUCAAUCAACGAUUCAGAACCCUUAGUUCGUCUCCAUACUUGCCUGUGC